Molecule: messenger RNA, 1737 nt
Organism: Lineus longissimus
Lineage: Eukaryota; Metazoa; Nemertea; Pilidiophora; Heteronemertea; Lineidae
Exons: 2
Coding region: 186-1478 (430 amino acids)
Source: RefSeq, a predicted model, not a curated record
UAGGCCUGUCAGCACACGUGGCUUCAAGCAUUCGUCGUCGAUGGCAUACCAGUGCUCUGGCGUUGGCGGCCGGUCACCCGAAAUAGCAAGACCGUACUUUUUUAAUCGAAUUCGUUAGUAUUUCUGAAGAUCCAUUUGCCUAGAUCUGGUGGAGAGUUUAUCAUUGAAGUAAUCCAAGGUUUAAGAUGCCAGGCACCAACAUCAUCCGGGGAUUCCUCCUAAGCCUCUUGCUUGCCUUGUCUCAUGCGGGACUGGAUUUCCGCCAAGAGCCAUUCUGCUUUUGGUCUGUCCAUUUGAAAUUAUCGAACAUAAAGGCAGAUCAGGGUAAUGGUUCUUCAGUGACUGUGAUGAUUGACCAGCUAUUGCAUCUGAGGACCAAACAUGAGUUAAACUUGAACGCACCCGAUCUUCAGAGCUUGGGUGAGCAGAGGAGUCAAUUCGAGGCUCGAGACGGUACAGUUUGGGAGGAUUUGGGGCGCAACCGCGGGCUGCAUACGUUUGAGGAAAAGAAGCCGAAUCGGGUUGUGAAGGAGGCGCAUGUAUUGACAAGUGUGCCCUUGCGAUUUUACCUACUGGCCACUACUCCCGCCAAGAUGGUCCGAGAUGCGAGUGUGGAGGCCUGCCGAACGAAGUUCCUGUGGAACUUGGUCUACAUACCGCUUCAGGUGUCCGGCUGCAAGUUGGAGAGUAUUUCAAUUAACUUUGCUAAGAGCGACAACUCCCACAUCCGUGAUAUAAUUCACUUGGACGGAACGGAGACAAGAAUGACUUCGAAGCAGGGAGAAAAUAGGGAAUUCAAAAUUGAGUUUGAAAUGGAGUUACUGAGCGACAACAUUUCUCAGUGUUCCCUUGUCCGCAAUGGCGACUACUGCCAGGGCGUUCUAAACGGUGAGACAAAGUUCCAGUACGUAAAUAUAAACUUCGUCAAGAAAGCACUCAUGUAUUCUGCAAGUAUCCUGACAUGCUUUGCUCUGUAUUCAAUAAUGCAACAGAAAUUCCGAGGAAGCAAAAAGCCCACAGGCGAAAGCAUUUUGACAACUAUACUUCUCGAAAGUGUCUACGGCGGCAUAUUUUUCGUCGUUAUCGUCUUCAUCUUCCUUCCUGUGCACGACCACGCCACAUAUCUCUCAUGCAAAAUACUAUGGCAGCCAUCUUUACUAUCUGGAUUUACAAGCAUGGUAUAUUACGUCUACCGACCCUUCGUAAUCAUCUCUCCUCUAUUAUUCGCGUCUGGAUACGCGGCCCUGAAAGCUGGCUACAUCAAACACGGGAAGCUACUGGAACAUCUGAUAACCAUCCAAUGCACGUCUGCGGUGUUCCAAAUUUGGUUUGGAUUGUAUGGGUUUGUUAUGUACCGCGAUAUCGGUCAGUGCUUUCACAUCAUUAUGGUCUUAACCAUAAUCCAGACAUUACUGUCGUAUUUUCUGGGAAGCAAUGCUGUCGAGGACGAGGAUGACGACAGGCCGCAUGAGGAUUAAGGUAUUGCCAUGUGGCAUUUGAUCGUCACGUGACUGCCAUGGCCAUUUACCUUAGGUGGAAUAGCACUCGUCAGUGUAACAGCAAAGUCCCGAUCAUGACCAGACUUCAUGCACACUCUCAUACCUACGUGCACUUAAAAUUAAGUAGUAAAUGUUUUACUAAUUUGAGUAGUAACGCAAAAAUAACCACUUAAGUGGUAAAAAUAAAUAUCAAUUAAGUAGUUGUUCGGAUAUAAAGUAGCAAAUAAAAGUAAGUUUA